Podarcis lilfordi (Lilford's wall lizard) is the source of this 384-nucleotide messenger RNA. The record is from the annotation of a GenBank genome assembly. NCBI's taxonomy places the organism in Eukaryota, Metazoa, Chordata, Lepidosauria, Squamata, Lacertidae.
AUGUUUGGGACAAGAAGGGACAGACGUGGGCUGAAGGCCAAGGGGAGACUCAGACAUAUUGAGAGAGAACUGCACACAGGGGUAAGAUCUACCUCUGACAGAGGGCUUUGUAUUCCCCUCCCCUUUCUUUUUUCUUUCCCUGUUUCUUUUGUUGUUUUCUUUUUUAAUGUUUAUUUAGUUUUUUUAUUGUAUCAUAUGCUGAAAAGUUUCAAUAAUAUUUUUUUAACUGCAAACACUGUGAAGUUUUGCUGCUUGUUUCCUCUCUUGACUGCUGAAGAGACAAGCCCGCUGUCUGCUUUAAAAAUGGCUUGUCUUCUCAGCAGCAUUGAAAUAAGCAAAACUUUAGCUGCCCAUUCUAGGUAUUGCAUGCUACUUCUUCAGUGA